Molecule: messenger RNA, 1030 nt
Organism: Ascoidea rubescens DSM 1968
Lineage: Eukaryota; Fungi; Ascomycota; Saccharomycetes; Ascoideales; Ascoideaceae
Exons: 1
Source: RefSeq, a predicted model, not a curated record
CAAUAAAUUUAAAAUACUUGAAAAAUGAUUCACUCAAUGAUAUAAACUUGAUAAACAAUCUAAAAAAGGAAAACGACUAUUAUUCAAAUGAAAUCAAAUUACUAAAUAAUAAACUAUACUCUUUAUCAACUCAGUUUGACUCUUUAAAAUCUUUAUAUUUAAAUAACAAGAGUCACUCUCUUCACUCACAAAUUUCCCAAAUGUCUUCUUCAUCUUCUUUAUCUUCUUCAUCUUCAGCAUCUUCAGCAUCUUCACUGUCAUAUUCUUCUCUUUAUUUGAACCAUUCCAAAAAACUAUCUCAAAUGAAUUCUACUCCAAAUUUAUCUUCAAACAUUAGCAUAGAUAAUAACAAAAAUAAUAAUCAUAAUAAACAUGAUAAUAAAAAAACUAACAGCAUCGCUAAUACAUCUAUGCAAAUAUUAAAUCCUUCUUUAUCUUCUUUAUCUUCUUUAUCUUCUUCCUCUUCUUCCUUACAACCUUCUAAAAAAAGACAAAGAAAAAUCAGAAAUACUAACGAUUUUUUAGAUCAUAUAAUAUCCCCAACUAUUUCUUCAGCUUUAAAGAUUUCUCCAAUCAAUUUAUCCUCAAAAAACUUAAUCAAUUUUAAAUCAACUCCAAUCCUAAGAUCAAAUUCAAGAUAUUCGAUUUCUAGAUUCUCAAAUUCAAGAUCAACAUCAAGAUCUUCAAGAAAAAAUCCUUCAAUUUCACCAACCCUCUCGCCAUCUCUUUCAAUUCAAAACUCAAAACUAAAAUUAGACUUUCAUUUUACUUCAAAGGAUAAGUCCCUUUUAUUCAACCACCUUAAUAACUCCACUAAUUCACUAAACUCAACCAACUCAACCAAUUCAAUUUCUCCCUUCCAAUCUCCUUUGAAAAAACACUCAAACCCAAUUUUAAAUAAAAAAAGCUUUUAUACUCUUUCCAAUUUAAACUUUGAUAAUCUAUUUGACAUAGAUGAAAAUGAUAACAUCAAUAGAAGCAAUAACAAUGAUAAUAAUGAUAAUAAUAAUAAUAAAAAUAAAAGCAAUAA